CCUUUACGCUGUCGCAAUGCUGCACUUCCCUGAAGAAAUUGCGUGAAUUUCGUCAAAUUAGCGGAAAUUAUUUAAGAUUUUUAUGACGACCAUGUAAAAUAUAUGCCGAUUGUGUUAGUCUAGUGGAAUUCCAUGAUCCAUAUUUAAAAUGAGCGAUAGUAAAAUUCGAGUUAGGCUACCUAAUUAUACGCCUGCUGAAGAACACUUUUUGCUUACCUUGGUAAAGCAGAAAUCAAAUGUAGUUGAAUCUAACUUAUCGGACUCAUUUACCUGGGUGACAAAGCGCAAGGCAUGGGAUGAAAUAGAUUUGGAGUUCACCAGGAAGUUUGGCUUGAGAAGAGGCGCAAAAAAUCUGCGAGAAAAAUAUGUAGUUUUGAAACGUGAUCAAAAGCAAUUGGAACGAAAGAAACAUUUGGAUAGGGUAGCCGAAAUAUUAGGCUUGGCAACGGACAGCAAAACAAGUGCUGAUAGUAAUGCUAUAAAUACAUAUGGUACGGAAACUGAAGCAGCUAAAAAAUGGUAUCAUAGAGGAUGAACGGCUGCAAGAUACUGAAUCUAGAGAUACUGAGCACCCUAACCAAUGGUUUUACUCGAGUUCAGAAAAGUCAAUACCAAAUGAAAACGUGAUAUCAUAUUCUCCAAGUUAUUUCAGGACAAAUAAAGAGUCCUCGACUAACACAGAGCGCUUAUUUUGGGAAAAUGAGGAACUGCGAGCUGCAGAAAAGCACAGAUGGGAUGCAGAGAGACAUAAACAUGAUGUUGAGAGGCAUCAAUGGGAAUUGGAGAAGCAUAAAUGGAAAUUAAAAGAACACAAAUUAAAGGAACAGAUUUUAGAGCAGGAAUUAAAGAGUAUGUCACUCCGAGCCAGCUCGAGAACCACUGCUGGCGAUACUAUUACACCUGCGGAAAAAGAUGAUCUUCCAAAAAAUUUGCAAGCCUCACAAGAAGAUGUCGAAAAGACAGACAGCAGCCUUUUACUGCUGCGCUCUCCUUCAACGCUAUUGCCUCAAAUAAAAAAGGAGCCCACACUUGAAAUUACUGAUAUACCAGCCACUACCUUCAACGAAAUUCGUACACUGACCAAUGCAACAGAACUGCGUAAAAGAUUUGGCAGUGUGAGCGCAGAUGAACAUUGCGCCAUUAAAAAAUUAAAAUCUACACAACAGGUGAUCAGCGAAGAGCAUAUUCAAUUGGAGGAAAGGGUAUUAAACAACGACACGCUUGAUAUGAAUAGCACCGAUGGCAGCUACUAUGACUUGUCACAUUUGGUUAAUGGAGAAUUCGAUUCGGAUAUUGGACACAAUGAAGAUGAAGAUGAUGAAGCCUACCAUGCUUUAAAUGUAGAAACGGGAAAGGCACAAGAUGAGAACGAAUUUUUACAACUUUUGACUAAAUAUAAACUACGACAUCAUUUUUUUAAAUUGGAAGAGCUGAAUAUUGAUUUGGAUUGCUUAAAAUCUAUAAGUGAUAUGGAUAUAAAGGAUAUAUUUGGAUUUGAUAUCGGUGCACGUAUACGCUUUCGUGGCUUAGUGGAAGAAUGGCGCGCUGCUAAUACGAACUCAAACACAACUUCCGGUUGUCAAAUGGGGUUGGAUGAGACUGCCACUAAACGAGAUAUUGCCGAACUCAAAGAAUUGAUAAGAGAUACACACAAUUCCCUUCUCAAAGCACAACAAAAAACGCAAAUUUUUCUUAAAAAAGUGACAGAUGAAGACCUAAAAUCCGUUCCAGCAGCAACCGCAAGCCAAACUCAUUGUCAAAUUGGUCAAAAUUUUGUCACAAAUUCUAAGCGCAAGGAAGUACUGCCGAAAAACCCAUACCAAACGGUUUCGGAUUUUAAAACAUUCGAAGAAUUACUUAAGGAUUCCAAAGAUUUAUAUACGAAUUUGGUUGACGAAUUAACGACACAUCAAUUUAGCAAUUCUGUUUCUUUUAUAAAAUCAAUUUGGCGUCGUAUUAUGACCGAUAAUGUCGCUCAACAUUUUUGUUGGAAUGGAACGCCUGAGAAGACAGCCAUACGCACAUUGUGCGUAACAAAUGCGCUAAGGGAGGCAUAUCUACACAAGUACAAUUAUAGUAGCAACGAAGAAUUUCAGCGCACUACUAUAUCCUUCUUCCAGUAUGCAAAAGCUCGUCGACAGCUGAAAGAAAAUUACGAAAAGUUUAAAGCUGCUAGUUUGCCGCUAUAAAAUUAAAUGCACACCAGGUACAUAGUAUGUAAGUUGGGUCAGUUAAGGGCAAUUCGCUUUUUUAAUAAGCGCAACUAAGAAACGAGUUAAAAUUAGGAGCUUUCAAUACAUUAUAGAUUGGAUUUGAAUUUGAAUAUUUAAUUGAAAAUACUUUCAA
Rhagoletis pomonella (apple maggot) is the source of this 2346-nucleotide messenger RNA. RefSeq lists its product as uncharacterized. Lineage: Eukaryota; Metazoa; Arthropoda; Insecta; Diptera; Tephritidae. The record is from RefSeq and is a predicted model, not a curated record. Bases 489 to 2189 code for a protein of 566 amino acids. The transcript has 12 exons.